CAAACCUAGGGCACAUCACACGAUAAUCGGAAGGACCGACGUACGUUAUCAUCUAAAUUCUAUCCAAGUUCUAUCCGGGUGACGAAUUCCCUGGAGCCCACAACCUCCAACGAAUAGCCAUAAUUCAUGGAAGAGUGGAAGAGCGGGGUAUUGGAAGAGUAGAAUAGUGGAUUCACUGCCGACGGCUUUACCACUUUGGCCGAAAUUCCUAGCUAAUUCUGAUAGGUUUGGCAGAUAUAAAAAUAGCAUUGUCUGCACACCUCCGAGCCAUCAUUUCUGAAUUCUCUUGCCGUAACUGGUAUUGUAGUUUUCCUAUUUUGCCUUGCUCAAAAGAAGAGGGACGUUUCAAAGACGAAAACAUGGCAUCCGCUCCUAGUAAGAUACUGCGAAUUGCAUCUGCCUCGGGCUCUGUGACGGACCGCAGGCAUGGCUUUGCUGCUCUUGCAAAAGAAGAAGUUGUGUCAUUCAUUGUCGGCGAUUGGAUGUCUGAAUAUAAUAUGACAACAAGAGGGGCCGCAAAAGUCAGCGGAGCGGCAUCAUCCGCUGAAUUCGAAGAGUGCUUCUUGGAGUCCAUAACGCCAGCACUUCCGGAUCUAGAGAGAAGGGGAAUUAAAGUGGCUGUUAAUGCUGGCGCCAGUGAUACAAAGAAACUCUAUGAUACUCUAUAUAAGAUUGUUCAAGAGAAAGGCCUUAAACUCAAAAUUGCCUGGGUUGAGGGAGAUGAGGUAUCCGACCUCGUACAACAGGGCUUAGAAUCUGGCGAUUCCUUUCAAAGCUUGACGACAGGCAAAGGCAUUUCAGACUGGGCCUUUGAGCCUAUCUAUGCACAGUGCUAUCUUGGCUCAUGGGGUAUUGUCGAGGCUUUCAAAGAGGGAGCUGAUAUCGUGCUUUGUGGUCGAGUUGCAGAUGCUUGUCCCACCAUUGCUUGUGCUGCUUACACUUAUCAGUGGGGCAGGGAAGAUCUGAGCCAGCUUGCACACGCUUUCGUUGCAGGUCAUUUCAUUGAAUGUAGUACUUACGUUACAGGAGGCAACUUCACGGGAUUUAAAAGUCUUCCAGGGAAAUCUCUCAACCUUUCAUUCCCGGUAGUUGAAAUUGACGCCGAUGGCACAUUCAUCGUUACAAAACAGUUGAAAGGCGAUGGCAUCGUAAGCGUCGACACCUGCAAAGCGCAACUACUCUAUGAGAUCCAAGGCCCGUUCUACUACAACUCUGAUGUUGUUGCCGAGCUGAGCAAUAUCAAGAUCGAGCAUGCGGGUGAAAACAGGGUCCGUGUUACCAACGUUGGUUUUAAGAAAGCCCCACCAACCACCAAAGUUGGAAUCACUGCCAAAGGUGGCUUCCAGGCUGAAGUACAUUACUUCGGCUGCGGCCUUGACAUUGAAGAAAAGGCGGCACUCCUAGAACGGCAGAUUCGCCAUCACCUGAACGAAUCUAGCUAUCACACCCUCAAAUUCCGAGUCAAUGGACGCUGCCCUUCCAACCCUUCCAGUCAAGAUUCAGCGACUGUUGACUUCCGCAUCUUUGCACAAUCAAAAGACGAAUCCGCGCUCUCUAUAGAGAACUUUUUACGUCCAUGUACCGAUGUGAUCAUGGAAAGUUAUCCAGGCGCGACUUUCGCUGUUGAUAACCGACAAGCAUUACCAAAGCCAUAUUAUGAGUACUGGGUUGCAUUACUCCCGCAAAGCGCCAUCAGACAUGUGGCCCAUAUGCCAUUCGCCAAUAAAUCCGUUGCAAUCCCGCCGCCGACAGACACUGAAGACUUCCUCUAUCAGCAGCCCAGCUACGAAACCGAGAAUCCUCUGCCAUUUGGAAGCUGGGGCCCUACAACUCUUGCUCCUCUCGGAUAUGUUGUUCAUUCACGUUCCGGCGACAAAGGUUCCGAUGCUAAUGUAGGGUUCUUCGUCCGAAAUACUGACGAAUGGGACUGGCUUCGAUCAAUCUUAACAUUAGAAAAAAUCAAAAAUCUCCUUGAAAAUGAUUAUGAGGGUAAACCCAUCGAUCGAUUUGAGUUGCCACAUAUUCAAGCGGUACAUUUUCUCCUGAAGGACCAUCUGGAUCGUGGCGUAUCUUCAAGCUCAACAUAUGAUGUACUAGGGAAGAAUUUAGCCGAAUACCUUAGAAGUAAACACGUCGAGAUUCCAAACAAGUUUUUGGAGAGGGGCCGGAUUUAAGAAGAUUUCGCUGUUGUAGCCGGGAAAGGAACCAUUAUUAUAGCUUAGCG
Molecule: messenger RNA, 2224 nt
Organism: Pseudogymnoascus verrucosus
Lineage: Eukaryota; Fungi; Ascomycota; Leotiomycetes; Thelebolales; Thelebolaceae
Exons: 4
Coding region: 360-2174 (604 amino acids)
Source: RefSeq, a predicted model, not a curated record